UGCGCCGGGGAUGCGCGUGCUUCGGCUCUGCGGCUGCUCCCGGCUGGGCGCGGGGCGAUGGAGCUGAGCAUGAAGAAGUUCACGGUGCGCAGGUUCUUCUCGGUGUACCUGCGCAAGAAGUCGCGCUCCAAGAGCGCCAGCCUGAGCCGGCUCGAGGAGGAAGGGCUCGUGAAGGAGAUCGCCAUCAGCCACCAUGUGAAGGAGGGGUUCGAGAAGGCCGACCCGUCCCAGUUUGAGCUGUUGAAGGUGCUGGGACAGGGCUCCUACGGGAAGGUGUUCCUGGUGCGGAAGGUCAAGGGCUCCGACACCGGGCAGCUCUACGCCAUGAAAGUCCUCAAGAAGGCCACGCUCAAGGUUCGGGACCGCGUGCGGUCCAAGAUGGAGAGAGACAUCCUGGCCGAAGUGAAUCACCCCUUCAUCGUCAAGCUCCACUACGCCUUCCAGACGGAGGGGAAGCUGUACCUGAUCCUGGACUUCCUGCGUGGUGGGGACCUCUUCACCAGGCUGUCCAAGGAGGUGAUGUUCACGGAGGAGGACGUCAAGUUCUACCUGGCCGAGCUGGCCCUGGCCUUGGACCACCUCCACGGCCUGGGCAUCAUCUACCGAGACCUGAAACCCGAGAACAUCCUCCUGGACGAAGAGGGACACAUCAAGAUCACAGACUUCGGCCUGAGCAAGGAGGCCAUUGACCACGACAAGCGAGCCUACUCGUUCUGCGGGACCAUCGAGUACAUGGCGCCCGAGGUGGUGAACCGGCGGGGACACGCGCAGAGCGCAGACUGGUGGUCGUUCGGCGUGCUCAUGUUCGAGAUGCUCACGGGGUCUCUGCCGUUCCAAGGCAAGGACAGGAAGGAGACCAUGGCCCUCAUCCUCAAGGCCAAGCUGGGCAUGCCGCAGUUCCUCAGCGUGGAGGCCCAGGGCUUGCUGAGGGCCCUGUUCAAACGGAACCCCUGCAACCGCCUGGGCGCUGGCGUUGAUGGCGUGGAGGAGAUUAAGCGUCACCCUUUCUUUGUGACCAUAGACUGGAACAAGCUGUACCGGAAGGAGAUCAAGCCGCCGUUCAAACCCGCCGUGGGCAGGCCUGAGGACACCUUCCACUUUGACCCCGAGUUCACGGCGCGGACGCCCACAGACUCUCCCGGGGUGCCCCCAAGUGCCAACGCUCAUCACCUGUUCAGAGGAUUCAGCUUCGUGGCCUCCAGCCUGGCCCAGGAGUCCUCGCAGCAGGAGCCACACCAAGUCCCGGUGCACCCGAUCGUGCAGCAGUUACACGGGAACAACGUCCACUUCACCGACGGCUACGAGAUCAAGGAGGACAUCGGGGUGGGCUCCUACUCGGUGUGCAAGCGCUGCGUGCACAAAGCGACGGACGCUGAGUACGCGGUGAAGAUCAUCGACAAGAGCAAGCGGGACCCCUCGGAAGAGAUCGAGAUCCUCCUGAGGUACGGCCAGCACCCGAACAUCAUCACCCUCAAGGACGUCUACGACGACGGCAAGUUCGUGUACCUGGUGACGGAGCUGAUGCGCGGCGGGGAGCUGCUGGACCGCAUCCUGCGGCAGAGGUGCUUCUCGGAGCGCGAGGCCAGCAGCGUGCUGUGCACCAUCACCAAGACCGUGGACUACCUGCACUCGCAGGGGGUGGUGCACCGAGACCUGAAGCCCAGCAACAUCCUGUACGUGGACGAAUCCGGGAACCCCGAGUCCAUCCGCAUCUGUGACUUCGGCUUCGCCAAGCAGCUGCGGGCGGAGAACGGGCUGCUGAUGACGCCCUGCUACACCGCCAACUUCGUGGCCCCGGAGGUCCUGAAGCGGCAAGGCUAUGAUGCGGCGUGUGACGUCUGGAGUCUUGGGAUCCUGCUCUACACCAUGCUGGCGGGGUUCACCCCCUUUGCAAACGGACCGGAGGACACCCCCGAGGAGAUCCUGGCUCGCAUCGGCAGCGGGAAGUACGCCCUCUCCGGGGGGAACUGGGACUCCGUGUCUGAAGCGGCCAAGGACGUCGUGUCCAAGAUGCUCCACGUGGACCCUCAGCAGCGCCUGACGGCCGUGCAAGUGCUGAAGCACCCCUGGAUUGUCAACAGGGAGUACCUGUCCCAGAGCCAGCUCAGCAGACAAGACGUGCACCUGGUGAAGGGCGCGAUGGCCGCCACCUACUCUGCACUGCACAGAGCUCCGCUGGCCCCGCGCCUGGAGCCAGUGCUGUCGUCCAGCCUGGCCCAGCGCCGGGGCAUGAAGAGACUCACGUCCACGCGGUUGUAGCAGCCAGCCUGACGCCUGGCCGCCGCCCAGUGCACCUGCUGAGCGUCGGGUCCCGCGCACGGGCGCCUGGGGCGACCGCAAGUCCAGCCUGGGGCAGAACCGGCCUCCGCUGCCCCUGCGCUUUCUUCCAGCCCUGGAGGGACCCAGGCGGGGACUCCGGGGAGCCUCGCUGUGCCAGCCUUGCCACCUGCUCUCCUCCCUUAGUCCUGAGCGAAACCAAAUGAACGCAGUCUCCUGGCGUCACCGCUGGGCCCGGGGCUUCCCUCGGAGUGCCCAGGUCUCCUCCUCGAGCACUUCUGCGUUCCCCGGGGAGCAGCUUGCCAGUGGGAAGCGGGAGUGUGGCGGGACCCCGACACGGGCGUCCCAGCCUCUGUGGGAGAAGUGAGGCCAGCCCCGGGCGUCUCGGCUCCAGACCCUGGCUGGGGCCGGGUGGUCUCCGUCGCCUCUGGCUCUGACUUGGGCGAGAGGAGAGCCGGGCCAGGGAUCAGGACAGAGCUUGCGCCUGCGGGUGCUGGCUGCCCCGCGGAGGUGGGGCCACUGUGCCGGAGGCUCCAGAGCUUGGACCCCUCUUCCCACCCGCCCACAGCCACGGUUGGCUGCACUCACCACUGCUCACCUUCAGGAAAACCGUGGCUGCCGCGACUCCUGCUCCACGGCCGGCCACAUCCAUGUGCCAUGCCGAAGCCAAGCCUGUGUCCGUGUCCACCGCGUGGGCGUUUUCCUGUGGACGGGGUCCUGGCAGUGCUGUGCUGUGCCCGUUCCCGGAGGCUGGGGCCUCCUCCCAGAAGCCCAGCCUGGUUGGGCAGGGGGCGCUCUCCCCAGCUCCCCCGGGGACCUGCUCACCCUCCCGCUGAGCUGGGGGGGGGGGGGGGGGCCUCCUGUCCGUGGCAGCCGGGAUUGCACUGAGAAGCCGCAUAUUUAUUUCCUGGGUUCUUAUCCCUCCAGCUCCACCCACUCCAGUACCUCACUCAAAAAAAAAAAAAAAAAAAUCCUAGCUUGGCCUCGCUGUCUCCAGACCUUAACCACGACUGUGUCUCCGAAGCUUUAAUGAUUCCACGAGGGGCUGCUCUCCCCUCAGACAACCAAAACCUUAGCGACUGGGAAGCUGACCCCACCCGGGCCCGCCUGGCCACUCUGGGCCUGGGGUCUCGGGUGUUUUGUUCUCGUAUUAAAAGCCUGGGGGAAAGUGGAUCGUCCUGAGCUCACGAGCCCCUCACCCGCCUGCUGCAGGAGUCUUUGGCCCGGGCCCAUCUGUGUGUGUGCGUGCACACGUGUGUGCACAUGUGUGUGUGUGUUUCGGCUUCAGGCCGGCUCGCUCUUAGGAAGGGAGAGAGAAGCAGUGGAGUGAGUGGCCGGGCCCGGCUCCCUCCAUGUGUGCUUGCGCCUCUGCUGCCCCCACCCCCGCCCGAACGGCCUUACUUUCCGGACACCAAGCUCACAGAGGAAACCGAGUCCUCGCAUCCAGAAUCCUGUCCCCUCGUGGGUCCGGUGGGCAUCAGAGGACGACUCUGGCGCAGCCAGGCUGGGCGCAGACUGUCAGAUACCUCUCGCCCCUGCCGCCACCCAGACCUGGUGCCACCCAGAACAGGACACCUGGCGCCACCCAGAACAGGACACCUGGCGUCGGCAGAGUCAGCUUCGGAAAAGAAGCCACAGUUCGGUCAAGUUCACGCCCUGCACGAAGCAGCCUGUGGCGUGUGAGUGGCGGCGGCGUGUGGUUUUCAGCCCGCGGGCCCUGUGCACCUGCACACACGGGCAGGUGCCAUGCACGCACGCAUGGCACCAAGCAUGAUCGAGAGACCACUGGGUCUGCGGGUUCCCUAACAGCCCUGCACGGUCCCUGCGUGGGCUGCCCACUGCUGGAGAGAAAGCCUGGCCCGGCCCCACCGUGGGAGAGCCUGCACUGCAGGGCUCCACCCCACCCCCCGAGGUGGGGCAGGUUUGUGCGUGACCGCGGAAUGUGCGUGUGCAAGUGGUGGCCGGGCCUCACGUUAGCCAGUGCUGUGAGCCCAGAGCGGCACACCUGACCUGCUUCCCUGAGCGUCUUGUUACCCUCGCCUCCCCCCACGGCGCAAGUGUCGGGCCGGGCUGGGAGCGUGGGGACCACAGCGGCUCUGGAACCCGCGUCUCCGCCCGCUGCCCCUGCCCAGCGCUCGCCGCCAGCUCCACCGUCGCGGUGAAGACUGUCCUGUGUCCCACUCCCUACUUCAUGUGUCAGGUGGGCGGCACUGUACAGGUAUUUAUUAUCCUUUCCAGACUUUCUGAAUAGAUUUUUUUGAAUAAA
Messenger RNA from Lepus europaeus (European hare), 4543 nucleotides. It is a transcript of the gene RPS6KA2, whose product is annotated as ribosomal protein S6 kinase A2. The transcript is spliced from 21 exons. Lineage: Eukaryota; Metazoa; Chordata; Mammalia; Lagomorpha; Leporidae. The record is from RefSeq and is a predicted model, not a curated record. Gene Ontology annotation, molecular function: ATP binding; magnesium ion binding; ribosomal protein S6 kinase activity. Gene Ontology annotation, biological process: intracellular signal transduction; protein phosphorylation. Bases 58 to 2259 code for a protein of 733 amino acids.